Molecule: messenger RNA, 9981 nt
Organism: Manis javanica (Malayan pangolin)
Lineage: Eukaryota; Metazoa; Chordata; Mammalia; Pholidota; Manidae
Gene: MUC15
Product: mucin 15, cell surface associated
Source: RefSeq, a predicted model, not a curated record
UGAUAUCUUCAUGCUGACAGCUGAGAAGCAGGUCAGUCGGGUUUUUAGGUGCACUAUUACACAAGAAAGACACAGCCAGCUCCACCUAAUUUUGCUUCUCUGGCACCCUCCUGCUCAAUGGGACAUUGUCACACUUAACCCAUCUGUGUUCUCUAAAGCACGGCAGGCUCAUUCCAGCCAGGACAGCUGGGAUAUUUUAGUUCCUGUUUGUAAACAACCUCGGGACCUGAAGAUUCCCCUUAAUCACAUCAAAACCAAAGAAGGCUACCAUGCUGACCUCAGCCAAAAUUCUGUUGAUUUCAAUUUUAUUUAGUUUACUACUGUUUGGAAGCCAUGGAGGAGAAGUUCUAGAAAAAAACAGAACACAAAGCAUGGCAAAAGGCUUAAAAACACUGGAAAAUGAAUCUGUUCCUUUGGAAAGUGAAGCAAAUUUAAACUCAGAUAAAGAAGACACAGAGACCUCCAAUCCCAAGACAAGAAAUUUCUCUUUUUGGGAUCCAUCAAAUAAAACCCAUGGGACAACAGAUUUUUUUGAUAAUUUGUCAUCAUACAACAUUUCUGUGCAUCCAAGGCCCUCACCCAUGACUCCUGAAAGCCCUCCCUUGAUCCACAGCUUUGUUUCUAAAUUACCUUUGAACUCAUCUGUAACAGCGCAUCCCAACAUUACAUCUGCCAGAUCUCCAGAAACGUUUCCUUGGCCUUUGGCUAAUGAUACCGUGAAAACUCUUGACAACGAUUCCAUUACAGUUGGCAUGCUCCCUCCAGCACGGAACACCGCGUCUGUGAAACCCACGACAGGAGCAGAUGCAUGGCUCACCACACCCCGUGGCAGUGAUACUCCCUAUCAGGAAACAACUCCACAACCCACCCUAAAAUUUACUAAUAAUUCAAAAAUCUUCCCAAAUACAUCAGACCCCCAAGAAGAGAAUAGAAAUACAGGAGUAGUAUUUGGGGCCAUUUUGGGUGCUAUCCUGGGAGCUUCAUUGCUUAGUCUUGCUGGCUACUUGUUGUGUGGAAAAAGGAAAACAGAUUCAUUUUCCCACCGACGACUUUAUGAUGACAGAAACGAACCAGUUCUGCGAUUAGACAAUGUACCGGACCCUUACGAUGUGAGUUUUGGGAAUUCUAAUUAUUACAACCCAACUGUAAAUGAUUCAUCCUUGCCAGCAGGCCAAGAAAAUGCACAUGAUGGCAUUCCUAUGGAUAACAUACCUCCACUUCGCACCUCAGUAUAAAACUAUUGGAUUCAGAUGGCAAAACGUUUGCUUACAUACUGACCUUUCCACAAACCCAUCUUCCUAAAGCUGAAGCAAGAUCACUGUCAUGUGGUUAGUGCCAAGGAGAACUAUUAAAGUAUGAGGCUAGGAGCAGAAACCUAGAGAGGAUAAAUCACCCAGAAGGUUUCCUUUCUUACCAUUUUGGUUGUGCUGAAACAUCUAUUGAGUAAUUUGUAUUUUGAUUUUUUUUUCCUCAGUAAGACAUGUUUGUGGAAUUAGAUAAAACUAAAAGAUUUCAUCUUGAUUGCCCUGCCUGAUCAUCUAAUCAAAAAUCUUUCAACAAAAAUAAGAACACAAAACUACAUUUUCCAUUUGUUUGUACAAAAAACAGUGGAUUAACUCUUCACUGUCCCUGCUGUUGUCCUAAUGCCUAUUGUCAAGAUUGGCAUUCUCCUGAAGGAAAACUAGAAAUGAUUUUUUUUUUGAAUUUUUGCUUAAAGCAAGGAGAGUAUAGCACAGAGCUUCUGUUCCUGUGAAAUUAAGGUAAUGCGGGUAAGAGACCUGUAUUCUAGUACAUUUCACAUUUCUGUAUCAGCCCAUACAUGGUCAGCCCCUUGAGUUGCCAAGUUUACAAUGACUUUGCAUUCAAGAAGGCCACUGUCGGAAAGCUGACCCUAACCAGGAAAGUAAUCACUUCUCUUCAGAGGGAGAGGAUCCUAGCCCAUCUGAUUUAGUCUAGGCUUCAGUAAUUGUGUGCUCUAAAAACUCGAUGAGAAAACGUGAAAACUUUAGCCAAAGCAUAUGCCUAUACAUAACUUUCAAGAUGUCACAUGGGAACAAGAUUUAUUAUGUAUUAGACAUUGCUUAAUCACAUAUGGGAUAGAUUCUGCAUCUCUAAAGAAAUUCUGCAUAAGACUAAAAAGUAGAUGAAUGGAACUAUUAAACAAAUGAAAAGCUUUCUGAGCAUCAUUUUCACAAGUGUGAAAAUACAGGAAGCUUAAUUUGGGUUCUAGUAUGUGUCAGUUUUUAAUUACCACCUGGUCAUUUUGGGCAGAAAGAAUGUACUCCUUAGUAUAGGAAGAUCAAGGCUUUAGGGAUUAGAGGAUUAUAUUAAGAAUCAAAUUCCCAAAGGAGCAGUGAAUGUACAAACAAGCGAUUUUAUUGUUGAAUUGAUACAUGGGGUGUGCAUGUGUAUGUGUGUGUGAGCACACACCUGUCUGUAUGAAGAAAUAGGGUAACUGUCAGAAAAUGGGGGCUAGGAAGAAAGAAGGACAUACUUACCCCAUAUUGCCAUAAAAAUAGCAAAGAAGACUGUCCCUCCAUUAUCAAAUAAAUAUGUCACCUUAAUGGGAAACAAACAAAAACAUUAGUUACCUUGUUGGUUGUAAUAAUCCAGUGAUUACUGUUUGCAUUUAGGUACUAUGCCUUUUUUCCUCAGUGGAAUCCCAUUAUUUUAUAGUUUAUAAUUAUCAGAUAUGCGAUCUUUUCAUGGGUCCUGCAACUGUUUCACGUGAUUUUUUUCAUGGGUAGAGAUAAGGGAUUAAAAAUUUCCCCUUUUCUUUCCUUUUCCCUUCUGUUCCCUUUGGAUUCCACCUUCAUUUAUGCUUAGAAGUGGUUCUAGCUCCCAGAAGUGUCUGUGGGCCACAGAUAGUCAAGCCACAGUUGCGAGCUGUAAGAAGUUAGAGACAUGCCCAGUUGCACUUCUCGUUAGCAGAAUUUCCAGGCCUCGGGAAGGUCAAAAUGCAGAAUACCACCAAUGAACCAGUACUUCCAACAGGAAGUAUUGCAGUGCUAGUCUUACUCUCUAUACCUUUCAGAAUGUGCCAUGGGUGCAGUAGUGGCUAUUUAAGAGGUAAUGAGUACCAUCUUUAAGUUGUUUUUUAACAUGUUUCAUAAAUCACUGAACAUUUAAGAUAGAGUCUAAGUGAUUUUGAUCAGACAUUGCUUGAAAUUUGUAAGAACAAAUGUACAGCUAUAUGAUGUUAUUGAAUACAAUAUUCAGGGUUGCAAGAUUGUUUGAUUUUUAUAAAAUGUAAAUUCAAUUUGCUUUUGCUUCUUUUCAUUUGCAUAAUGUCACUAUCUUGAUAAAUAAGUGAGGGAGAUUAAAACAAUACAGCCAAGGCAAUAUACGUUUGGCAGUCACAAAAAUACCACAGACACUAGAGAAAAUAAGGGCAUUAUCCUCACAGAAGAGACAGGUGUAUUAGGGGUUCAAGAGCUUAGUAAAAGGGAAGUGGAGUAGAAUGGUGUCUUUGCUCAGUCUACAAUCUAGAGGCUGUUCAAUGGGACAUUAAAACACUAACGUGUAUUUUAACAUCUGGAAUACAUUGUAAUACAAUAUGUAAAACAUAAAGGUAGGAUGUAUUUUCCUAUACUGUAGCUUUAUUAAAAAUGUCAUUAUAUGAAAGAUGUGUUCCUUUUGAAGGUUUAUGGAUAGGUGCAAGAUGUCCUAAAUGGUUCUAAAACUACUGAUUGUUAUAAGGAUUGAGAUUUCUAAAAAUGUUGUAAGACUUGGCUUUUACAACAAUCAUUAGUAUAUAUUAUGUACAGGAAAGAAGAGGAUCAGAAAUAAAUUCUCCUACAGAGCUCAUAAAAUUACUCCCAGCAGUGGAAUCCAGGUUUUUUGUUUCGAAACGCAUCCCACAGAGAGACCUGCUGCUGCCAAGCAGCUGAACAGCUGUCUGCUUCCUUUAUAAACAGACCUAGUAUAGGAAACAGAAGGUUAGAACAGAGACUUUACAAGUGGGGACUUAAAGGUCACCAAGAAAUAAUGGCUCUCCCCUGCUCCAGAAGCAGCCUUGCUUUUAGAAAAGUGGUACAUAGAAAGCCAUACUUAGCAACAGUUUUGUUGCAUGGACAUGGUUUGUCACAGUUUAUGCAAUAUUUUCUCUAAAAAUGCUUUCCCUUUUUUUUCUUGUUAGGUUUGUUUACAAAUCUUUCAGGCAUUUUUUAACUCCAUGCAAUUAAACAUUAACUUUUUAGAAACACAUCCUCAAGACUCAGUGAGGUAAACAUGUAAUAUUCAUGUAAUGUGACAUUACUUACAUGUAGGGGAGAUAAAGCUAGAAUGGGAGUUAGGGAAGACAUCAGAGCUGGCCCUUGGGAGGAAUGUAAAAGUAUCAAACAUUGUGUUCAGUCCCCUAAACUAUCACUUGUGGGAUGUCUUAUGGGAAACCAUGGAGACAGCAAUUAGAAGCCUGUAAUUAUAGCUUGAGUUGCUAAGGGCUUCAUUUAGGGGGGCUGAUGUAAGAGCUGCAAAUGAAAAUAGGGGAGAGGGAGAAGUGAUGUUCAAGCACAAUGUGUAUGGCUCAAGGUUAGAUCAUAGGUGACUGUCAGGAAAAUAAAAGGGAAGAGGCCUUUGCCUAAUAGGAAAGGAAUAUUGGCUCUAUAAAAGAAAACUCCAGACGAAAUCUCAAGAAAAUUCCAAAGCAACGUAAUAGAUUUGUCAAAAGCCAAAAGAAGCUUGCCCUAUCUACAAACAUAUAUAAGCAAUGAAUUAUUUUAUUAGAAAAAUAGCUUAUCCUUAUGUAUAGAGGGACCAAUGGACAAGCAUUUUAUUCAACAAUGUUAAUGUGAGUCGGAAUAAUAGCUAAAGACAGAAGCAAACUGAGUUUCAAACAAAGCUGUGUUUAAGCACAAAUUCUCCAUUAUCUUGGAUUCUGAUUUUUCUUGGAGAGGUCAAGGUGGCUAGAACUCAAUCAAUGUGGGUACUGUUUAAGGAGAUAAAUUUUUUGUUAGGUUGGAAACUUAAAGUCAAUGUCUCCUCUACUGGAGUUGCUAGCCUUCCCUCUAAAAUUGUUUUAUGGGUUCAGAAAAACAUAAAGCUCCAGAAAUGGCCACUUAUACUCCAUUAAAGCCCCUCUGGGCUAAGGAGAAUAAUUGCCUCUUGGGCAAGUUCAACCCUGUGGACCAGGAUAUUGCAGGAGAUGAGGGCAGGAAGUCAGAAUUUAGGCUGGAGUUCAGUGUGUUCUCACUUUCUAAAUCCUUAAUUCUUGGACAGAGACAAAUCUGAAUAACCACCAUGUCCGCUGGACCUCACACAUCAAACAUGGGAGCUUCAUUAAUCCACCCCCACUUCCACCCUGACCAGGUACUUACUUAGGGCAAUAUCUUUUCAAAAGGUGGUCCUAGGAAUCAGUAUCACCUGCAGAGCUUGUUAAUAUGUGUAGUUCUAAGCUGCACCCUUGACCAACUGAUUCUGAAUUUCAGGAAUCUGUUUUAAAAAAAAUGUUCUAGGUGCUUCUGAUGUAUGUCUUGUACCUACUCUUCUUUGCAGUUUCUUAAACACCAUCUGACCUAUUUCUGUUAUAAUCUCAACAUCAGUAUACAGUCUGAGGUUCAUACUAGGUAUUGAAUACAUGCUUGUUGAACAAGCAAAAAGCAAAAAAAAAGGAAACUAGUACUAUUGUAAAUAAGGCCAAAUUCAAGGGUUGAAUCACUUUUAGAAUUAUAUGAAAAAAAUGAUGCAGUACCCUUCUAUCUAAUGAUUUUACCUUAAAUGAGAAAUCCUAGCUUCAUGAGAACUGAAGCAUGUUGUCCUUUUAAAUGAGUAUAAAUAUCACUGAAUUACUUACUUGCAAUAAUUCCUCAAUUCCCAUAUUUUUAAGUGUUAAAAUUAGUCAUCAAAGAAAAUGUUUAUGUACUUAAAUAUGAUUUUUCCCAUGGGACAGAAAAAAUUUUUUUCCAUGAAACACCUCUUGGAAAUUAUUAAGGGAAUAAUUAGUCGGACACACAUAUACUUAUUUAUGGCAAAUUUAAUGUCUUGUUACUUGGUGCAAGUGGUGAUUAACUCCAUGAAGAACCGACAGCUUCCUAGGAGACGUUACUAUGUUAUCACGUGACUUGACGAUCCUAGCUGGAUUGGUGUUUUUCUUUAGUAAAAAUUUGCUCACUUAUUUCUGACACUGCCUAUCAGGUAACUUCUAGAUAUUUAAGUAUAUAAACUGAUACUAAAUGAGAAUGGUUUAUUUCCAUCCAAUGAAGAAAGAGUAAUUUUAAUUUUUAAGGCGUAAAACAAGUAGCUACAUUUUAUCUUACCCAGAGGAAUACAUGUUAAGUCAUAUUAAAUAUUUCAUCUUGGUGGGUUUAUUUCUUGUAUUUUUCCAUAAGGCAAUAUUUUUCUCUGCAAGCUAACUUUCCCACCUUCCUUAUAAUAUUUAUUAAGUGAAUUAUUUCUGUCAUUCAUAUCCCUAUACAUAUCUUUUCUACUGGGAAAAGGAGGGAGGCAGGUACUGCCUGAUGACAAAGACCCCUAGAUUUAUUGUUUCUUUGGACAGUUUCUUCACUUUAUCACUUUGCCCUUUGUGGAUGUUACCUUUAGUGCCCUUUGUGGGUUACCUUUAGUGUUCAGAUAAUGCCAGUGUGUUUUAUAAGAUUUGUCCUAGUAAAAGUCGAAGCAACAUAUACAUAUGGAUUUGUUGGUGUCCCUAAGGCUGUCAUAUGUCUUUGAAAAGCAUGGGCUAAAGGAGGAACAUAUGCAUAUACAUCUAAUAACUGAUACAUUGGCUGUUGCAAAAAGGGUUAAGAAAAUGCUUUCCCAAACAAGACAUCUUUGUGGAACAUUUAAAUGAAUUUAAAAAUAAAUGUAUUUUAGAAACUAAACUAUAAACAAAACAGAUUUUUCCUAUACCAUGCAUUCAGGAUAAAUAAUUCAGGAGUCGAUUUUAUUAAGUUUUGGUCUUGUAGUACAAUACUGAAUGGCUUUUGUGAUUCUGUACCCAGCCUCAUCAAAAUUAAUUGUAUAAAGAUCUCUACUUCUAAACAAGAUGGAGUAACAGAGAUAGAUUUACCUCCAUUAUUCAUUCAAUGCACAAAAUAUACCUGAGUAAAGAACCACCUAAAAGGAUUAGAGGUACCAGUGUCAGCUCACACAGAGUUAGGAAUAACGCCUAUUCCCACCAGCACGACUGGUCAUCCUCAUUAUUCACAGUGAAUUGGGUAGAAUACACAGAAAGAUCUUGCUCUUAUUCUAGGGAAAAAUUAGUGCCACAUGGAGCACUGUCGUGAACCCAUCUCACAAUCUUAAAAGCAAGAUUCAAAAGGAUCAAAUUAUUUUCAAGUAGCUAAAUCACAAUGAGAGGUCUCUACACAUCUAUUAGAAUAGUUAGAAAGACUGACCAUCCUCAGGAUUAGUGACUUUAUGGAAAACUGGAACUCUGACACCCUCAUGCUAAUGGGAAUAGUAAAAUGGUAUAAAGACUUUGGAAAACAGCUGGGCAGUUUCUUAGAAGGUUAACAUCCACCACAUAAUCUGGCCAUUUUACUCCUACGUAUACCCCAGAAAAAUAAGUACUUGUUUAUACAAAGAUUUGUAGAUGGCCAUUUUACUCCUACGUAUUUACCCCAGAAAAAUAAGUACUUGUUUAUACAAAGAUUUGUAGAUAAAUACUCAUAAUAGCUUUAUUAAAAAUGAUAACAACUCAAAACAACCCCAAAAUCCAUUAUUAGAUAAAUGGAUAAAAAUACUCUGGCAUAGCCAUAUAAGGCAAUACUACUCAGCAGUAAAGAUAAAAUCUACUGAUAAAUGUUACAACAUGGAUGAAUCUCAAUAUAAUUAUGCUGUGUGAAAAAAGCCACAAAAAAUCACACAUUGUAUGAUUCCAUUUACAUAAGAAUCUAAAAAAUACAACCUUAUCUAUAAUGAUAGAAAGCAGUCUGUUACUCAAGCACAAGGCUGGGUCUGGGGAAGGUUAGAAAGCAGGGAUUACAGGAGGGCUUAGGGAAACUUCUGGAAGUGAUGGAUACAUACAUUAUCAUCAUUGUGGUGACGAUUUCACAGAACCAUACAUAUCAAAAUGUAUCAGUUUUACACCUCAAAUAUAUACAUUUUAUAUGUUAAUUAUACUUUAAUAAAACCAUUUUACAAAUAAACAGAAAUUGUAAAAUUCAAUUUUUCAAACUUGUAUGCACACUGGAAUCACCUGGGAAGUUUAAAAAAUAUAUAGAUGGCUGCAUUCCAAACUCAAAAAUUCUGUUUUAAUUGUUGUGGGUUAUAGCUGGGACUUCAGGAGUUGAAAAAAACCCUUCAGGUGAUUCUAAUAGGUAGCAAUUUGAGUUGUGGUAUGUUAUUUCAUCAUCUCUGUAAAAUUUGAAUUAUCUUAAUUUUAUAAGUCUUCAUGGAAUAUGAAAAUUUAAUCAUUAGCAUCUGACUUAAUCAUCUAGGUUUCAUUCCAAGUGGAAGUUUAUGUCUAUGACAGAAAUAAUCAGUUAUAAAAACAAAGGAAAGCGAAGAUGUUCAAAUACACAUAUAUUUGUUUGUAACUGCCACAAAAUGAUAUUUUGUUCGGUUGUCAAUGAUAUUGAUUGUUGAAACUCUUGGAGACAUAGAAAUUUAGUGAAAAGCAAUAUCCCGGAGGACUUCUUACUACUGUCUCCUUAGAAAACUUAGAGCUCAUGGAGCAGAAUGUGUGGGUUCACACUCACCUUGGCAUAGAUGCAACUGUCAUUGAGUCUCUGCAGUGAGCAGUUCUUGUCACAGAGAGGGCACAUGAAGACUUCAGUGGCCAUGCAAAUUUCUUGGCUUGGGAAUUCAAAGAAGAAAAAGCAAGUAUGAGCCUCCACAUUUAGAAAGGUGCUUACCCCCGUAUGGCCAACACUGAGGAGUACUGGCAAGGCAAGAGGAAAAGAAGAAAUGUAAACACUGGGGAGUGGUGGGCAGGUGAGGAAGAAAUAAGGACUCCAACUCAAAUUUGUAGGAUAUUUGUACACAGAGAUUAUUGUUUGCCUCUUUGUUUUUAGAAACUCUGCCAAGAUAUUGUAAUUAUUAUAGCCCAUAUUUUAAACUUGUGAGACACUUAAGGGGCUUUGCUACAAAGCCACUUUUACACAUGAUUUCUUGGCAUGCAGAAUAAUCUUGUGAGGAACACCCAAGGGGGUUUUAACCAAGCUCCCAGCUUUGCAAGUGGCUGAGCUGGAAUCAAAUCUGACUAUUCUGAUUUUUCAAGUCCAUUGAUCUUUUCCUGGGAUCUUGUUGCCUUAGAAUCACCAUAAUGAAUAGCAUUUUCGUAACUCAUACAGCUUCAAAACCCCGAUGCAGUCAAUCAGUGCAGUAUGUUCUUUGGAAAUGCGAGGGAAUUGAUUUUUAUUUUCAGUGCCUUGACACACACUGUCCUAAUGACAUGACAUAGGUUUUAUUUACUGAAAUAUAUUCUGUAUUAAAAUAUAACUAUGUAAUAUUUGUCUUCAGUUUUAAAAAAUCUCAGCAUAUAUUACAGCUGACUCUUUGACGAGAAGGGCACCAUUAACAAUUUCCCAAAAGUCUUCCAGCCUGAGAGUUCAUAGCAACCUAUUUUUAAUGUUUUAUGCCUUUAUCUGUCAGAUGUGGCCCUUCCCCAUUUAGUAUCCCUGAAUAAAUUGUCUUUAAGUAAAUCUGCUCUGGAAAAGUUGAAAGUAAUUUAAAGGCUUUUGAAACUAUGUAUGGAAAUGCAACUGUUAAUAAAAAUUUAAUGGGUGGUAUUUAUAGUAAAAUGUGCUAUUUCAAAAAUGUAUACUCUAAAAUGAAGCAAAAGAGAAUGCAUGUGUAUUUCAAAUACUGUAUGCAAUCUCAAGCCAAAGUGGGAAUAAACAGUAAAUAACAAUAUGAUGUAGUAAUACAGUGCUUUACAGUGGGUGAAGAUGGGUUCAUGCCCAUUAAGUUUAGUACUCACUGCAAUCUCCUGCAAUAGGAAUUAUUUCUACAAUUGAGAGCAAAGUAAUGUUUAAGUGAUUUAUUCAAGGGCACACAGCUAACAAGAGGUGCUUCAGGGAACUGAGUUUAGAUUUUUCU